Molecule: messenger RNA, 825 nt
Organism: Amphibalanus amphitrite
Lineage: Eukaryota; Metazoa; Arthropoda; Thecostraca; Balanomorpha; Balanidae
Product: relaxin receptor 2-like
Exons: 9
Coding region: 1-825 (274 amino acids)
Molecular function (GO): protein binding
Source: RefSeq, a predicted model, not a curated record
AUGGCGGCUAGGCGACUGGCGAUGCGCUCGUACGGCGCAUGCGCCAACUACGCCUGUCUCCGGUACGGUGUCUGCCCGAAGGGUACCAAGUACGUCUGUGAGUUGCGCAGCGGUGAGGCGCGCUACUGUCUGCAGGAGGUCUUCAUCUGCGACGGAGUACGACACUGCAAAAACGGAGAGGACGAGGGCGUCGACCUCUGCAAGAGGGGGAAGAUAGCUACAACCAUAUACGAUCCCAGAUUGUACGGAAACGCCUCGAAGCUCUUCGGCGAUCGUGACUCCUGCCAACUGGAGAACUACAAUCAGCCGGUGUGUAACUGUGUCUACAACACUCGCCUGGAGUGUGACGACAGACAACUGACGCGGAUACCGGGCAACGUCAGUCCAAACGUCACGCGCAUGUACUUGCAUCGAAACCGGAUCGUCCUCCACAAGGGUGAUCUGGACAAAUACAAGAAACUAACGAUGAUAAACCUGAAUGACAAUGGCAUCGAAGAUAUUCCGGAGGGUCUUUUUGCAAACCAAGACAGUCUUUUCAAGCUAUUGCUGCGAAGGAACCGGCUGACUCGUCUGCCGGAGAUGGCGUUCUCUGGCGCCGGCUCGUCUCUGACGCAGCUGCUGAUGGACCAGAACCUGCUGACCCACAUGCCGCCCAUCGGACACCUCACUCAGCUGCACUUCCUAAAUAUGAGCUACAACAGACUAACUCUAGAAAAUUAUGAGUUCCCAGAGUGCAAGAUACAGAAACUGCAUCUUGACGAUAAUCAGAUUCGGCACAUCACCAACAAAACCUUUCGGAAACUGCUGCAUCUGAAGACGCUGUGA